Caenorhabditis bovis is the source of this 951-nucleotide messenger RNA. NCBI's taxonomy places the organism in Eukaryota, Metazoa, Nematoda, Chromadorea, Rhabditida, Rhabditidae. The record is from the annotation of a GenBank genome assembly.
AUGUCCGACGAAGAGGAGGAUGAUCUAAAUUUCAAACCGGGAGCAGAGAUCUCAAGCAGCAAAACGACAUAUACGGUUAGCAAAUUACUCGGCGAAGGAGGUUUUGGAGCAGUCUAUCGGGUAAAAGAUAACAAGACGGGAAUGCACUAUGCGAUGAAGGUCGAAAGGAAAAUGGAGAAGCGAAAGCAUUCGAAGCUUAAAAUGGAAAUUGCGAUUCUCAAACUCGUCUCCAACGGCCGCCAUUUCACAUCGAUUGUUGAUCGCGGCAAAAAGGACAAAGAGGGCUAUUUCUUUUUGGUGAUGGAGCUCGUCGGCAAGAGUUUGGCCGAUUUGAAGCUUGAGCGCGAUAACAAAGUGUUCUCGUACAAUACGGGCCUCGGCGUUUCGAAGCAAUGCUUGGAAGCUUGCGAGGAUCUCCACAAGCAUGGAUUCAUUCAUCGCGAUUUGAAGCCGCAAAAUUAUGCGUGUGGUCUUGAGACGAAAAAACAUUUGAUCUACAUUCUCGAUUUCGGCAUUGCGAGGAAGUUUCUAAACGAGAAAAAUGAGUUGAAGACACCGCGCGAGAGCGUCGGCUUCAAAGGCACCAUCCGAUUCGCGCCGCUCGCGUGUCAUCGCGGCAUCGAGUUGGGUCCCAAAGAUGAUUGCGAGAGCUGGUUCUACUUGCUAUUAGAUUUAAUAGUCGCUCCUGGGCUUCCAUGGCGAAAAAUCAGCGACAAGAACGAAGUGAUGAAAUGCAAAGAAGAAUGCCGAAAGGAAAAGAAGGACCUACUCUUCAUUGGACUCAAGCAGACAUCGGAGCUGAAUCGCAUCCUCGAAUACAUCGACAAACUCAAGUAUCACGAUCACGUCGAUUAUGAGUUCAUUUACAAAACGCUUGAUGAGGCAUGCACGCAGGCCGGCGGAAAAAUCGACGCGCCGUAUGAUUGGGAAUACGACGCUCCGAAUAACUAA